Molecule: messenger RNA, 3798 nt
Organism: Ylistrum balloti
Lineage: Eukaryota; Metazoa; Mollusca; Bivalvia; Pectinida; Pectinidae
Product: receptor-type tyrosine-protein phosphatase T-like
Exons: 24
Coding region: 1-3798 (1265 amino acids)
Biological process (GO): protein dephosphorylation
Molecular function (GO): protein tyrosine phosphatase activity
Source: RefSeq, a predicted model, not a curated record
AUGAUUGUGUGUAGUUUCUUAUUUUUCCUGGUUUGUCUGAACACAUGCCAAGGACUUGAACUCGACUCAUCGAAAUUUGAGAAGCUAGUGGUAUUGCCUCGCUCCAACAAGAUCCCUAAUGUAGACCAGGCAGCCGAUGGCGACACAACGACCUGUAUAGAGUACAGAAGACAGCCCCGUAAAAACGCUCGAGUGUGGAUCGACCUCCAGGGUCUCCAUAACGUACAUCGUGUCAUCGUUAGACACAGCGGAAUAGAUUCUAAUUCAGAUUUACAAAUGAUGAAAAACAUCCAAAUAAAGCUUUCUAAUACGACUUCCGCGUCUAAAAAGAAGGACUGUUUUACAAAUUACGAUGAUAUACCCUCGGACGGGGCUUUGGAUACUUCUACAAACUGUCUUCUCCAAUCUACACGGAGUGUUUACGUCAUCAGGCCCACGGAGCUGCGCUUCUGUGAGGUGGAAGUGUAUGGGUGUGUCUCCGGUCGGUGGGGAGCGUCAUGUGAAAACAGCUGUGGCGCAUGUGCAGGGGGUGACGUGUGUGAUUCCGUAACCGGACAUUGCUCGGGCGCAUGUGCGCAAGGAUGGAGUGGGAUCCUCUGUAAUAUAGCAACAGAAACAACAACACCACAACCGACAAUGACAACCUCAGCAACAAUAACAACGAUAACACAGCUAACAACAACAGCCCAAAACAUGUCAUCUAUAGCUUCAACUUUAGUAACAAGCUCCGAAACGAUCGUCAGCGGCACAACAAUAGACACAAAAGAUGAAAAUACGUUAUCAUCCAUGCCUUCAAGAAAUACACCGGAUGUAGUUAUCGUUAGCACAGGAGCACCUGUUAUUUCCGGAAAAACUACUGAAGGGUCAGGAGUUUCUACGGAAGAAACAUCCGAAAGUCUGCAGUUUGAAACAGUGGACGAAAAAACGACACAGUCUACAGAAACGCCGAAGGAAUCUUCAUUUUCAGGUGUGAUUUCACCAGUUACCUCCGGUAACACUGAAAUGAAUUUUACCAGCGGUACACGUGUUGUAAUGACGUCAACAACGGAAAACAUGUCAGUUAAACAAAAUUCUGAAACUGCCACAAUGAAUAAUCCAUAUUCUUCAACGGAAAGCAUGAAAUGGGAUAGUUAUACCACAGGAAAAGUAACAAAUUAUGGUGUUUCCUCAGAAGAUGGUCACUCCGCGCAAAUAUUGAACGUAACAUCUAAUCCAAAAGUCACCGAGGACGAAAACUUGGGUACAACGCGAAUGAUCGAUUCUCCGACAGGGACAAGUUCCAUAUCCACAACGACAUCCUAUUUCGACUGGUCGCACGAAACACAUUCAUCUACUGACGAUUUGUCACGCACAACUAAAGAUAUAGACGAUGUAAGUUUUGAUAUGCAAUCGUCAGACGUAAUGACGGAUUCGUCUGUCACAAUUCAAGACAAGAGUAGUGUAAGUUCCGGAAUAACAGUGACGGAAACAGUCACAGAUUUGUCCGUAACGUCUCAAGACACGGGUAGUGUAAGCUCCGGAAUAACAGUGACGGAAACAGUCACAGAUUUGUCCGUAACGUCUCAAGACACGGGUAGUGUUAGUUCCGGAGUAUACCCGACAGGAACAGUCACAGAUAUGUCAGUAACCAGCAACAUCACGGAGAUCGUCACAAAAGCUACACAAGUGCUUCGGGAAGUAGGGCGCACAUUUCCUGAUUCUAAAAAGACCCCUGCCUGUAAAGGGUUCACGUGCUCUCAAAAUAACCUCGUCGUCUUAGUUGGCAUCGUCGUUGCACUUCUUUUUAUAGCUACUAUCAUCGCGACAGUUUACAUGGUCAGACGGAGAGCACGCAAUAAGAGAAAUCGUGACUUUGAGAAAGGUGAUAGUUUUAAAACGUUUAACGGACUGCCUCUUCCUGAUAUCACCGCUGCAGCAAAGGCCCACGGAAGCAAUGGUGAUAUUACGUCUAAUAAAUUGGAAGAUAAUCUGGAAUCUGCUAACCAGGACGAUUGUUCCGAGAGCACUUCUUUCCUAGUUCCCUGUAACUUGUCUUCCUUCUCACCGAGUCAGGCCAAACCUACUGCGGUCGGCGACAUACAUGGUCACAUAAUGAUGAUGAAAGAAAGAUCACUUUUCAACAAAGAUUUCACGGGUCUUCCAGGUGUAGAUAUCAGCUCAUGUCAUGUAGGAACCAGUAAAAGAAAUUCGACAAGGAACCGGUAUUCUAACAUCACAACAUUUGAUCAUUCGAGAGUGGUCUUAGCGACAGAUAAAGAGGAAGAAAACGACUACAUCAACGCUAGCUACAUCGAUAGUUUUGAACAACCGAGGGCUUACAUUGCGACACAAGGGCCACUGAAACACACUACAGACGAUUUCUGGAACAUGGUUUGGCAGGAACGGUCAGAGAAAAUAGCCAUGUUGACAGAACUUCAGGAAAAUGGAAAGAAAAAAUGUGUGCAGUACUGGCCCGAAGAGAACGAAAGAUUGUCUGUCGGUAGUCUUACAGUUACACUGGAGAACGAAUAUCACUUCCCGAUCUACAAGCUAAGGACGUUCUUCAUCACAGACUGUAAGACACACGAGUGUCGGAAAGUGACACAGUUCCAGUUCACUGCCUGGCCGGACCAUGGUGUCCCCGAGGGAUUCCCGCUGAUUCUUUUCCAUGAUCGUGUGAUCAACCAGCCCUCGAGUGGCCCUAUGGUUGUACAUUGUAGUGCUGGAGUUGGUCGAACAGGAACAUUUAUUGCCCUAGAUGCAUUGAGUGAACAGGGACGCAAGACAGGUCACGUGACCAUCCAUCUCUUUGUGGAGUAUAUGAGGAGAUGUCGACCUCGUAUGGUACAAACACUAGACCAGUAUAUGUUCCUCUACAAUAUUCUGAUGGAAAAGUUCCUCUGUUCGAGCUCCUUGGUAGAGGCUGAAAGCUUGCGCGAAACGUGGAAACUCAACAGCGGUGGAGUACACGAACAGAAGAUUCGAGAAGAAUUUGAGAGACUCCAAGAGUUCCGCCCGAGAUAUAGCGGGGAAAAAUACAUGGCGGCGCACAAGAAAGAAAACUCCAGCAAAAACGGAACCACAGUUUUACCUGUCGAUACCUACAGAGUAAAGCUAGACAGCAGUGAGAAUGACUACAUCAACGCAGUCACCAUGCCAAACCUCGGGAGCAAAUCUGGCUACAUCGUUACGGAGAUACCGUUGUCUACGUCAAAAGCAAAUUUCUGGCAGAUGAUCCAUGAACAGAAAUGCAAUGUGAUAGUUUCCUUUGAUCAACCGUUAGAUGAAACGGGUGUGUCCAUUCUUCCCGAGACUGACCAGGAGCAGACUUUCGGGGCUUUCACCAUCAGACGGGGAGAUAGUGCAAUAGGAGGACCACACGGCAUACAGAGAGAGACCUACAUCAUGACGUGUGACAAUGAGGAGAACGAAGUAGCUGUGUUUUACUUGGCAGCAUGGGGGACGGAAGACAUACUCCCUCCAACGUGUGCUAGUCUCAUCUCUCUCCACCAGGAAACACAAAAAUGGCAAGAGAACAAAGGGCAAGGUCGGGUCACGGUCAUAUGUAGGGACGGUGCUGAGCGAUGCGGGUUGUACUGUACUGUUUGUAACAUGAUGGAAUGCAUCGACUGGUACAAUAGUGUAGACAUCUUCCAUACAGUCCGACAUUUACAGAUCUGUAGACCGGAGAUCAUAAACAGUCUGGUGCAGUAUUCCUGUUGUUUUGACGUUGCCCUGGCCUACACCGAUAUCUCGGACGGAACCAGUAUCAAACUCCCCAACAAUACUGUUUUCGUGUUUCCGACGACUUCAGUUUGA